This is a messenger RNA of Rotaria sordida, 747 nucleotides long. The record is from the annotation of a GenBank genome assembly. NCBI's taxonomy places the organism in Eukaryota, Metazoa, Rotifera, Eurotatoria, Philodinida, Philodinidae.
AUGAGCAUUGUUCGUCGAAUAAUAUUCAAUCGUCAUUAUUUAUUAUUAUCAAAACGAUUUCUUACAUCAACACCAACAACAACAUCAGAAUUAAAUUUAAGUGAUAAUUGUGUUCGACGUCUUCAAGCAAUUUUUAAAGAUAAAUCGGAAAGACUUCGUGUUUUUGUUGAAGGUGGUGGUUGUUCUGGUUUUCAAUAUAAAUUUACAGUUGAAUCAAAUAAUAAUAAUAACAAUAAUCUAAAUAAAGAACAAGAUCUUAUAUUUGAACGUGACGGUGUACAUAUUAUUGUUGAUAAAGAUUCAUUAGAAUUAUUAAAAGGUUCAACAAUUGAUUAUCAAGAAGAAUUAAUUCGCUCAAGUUUUCGUAUAAUUAAUAAUCCAAACGCUGAACAAGGUAGACGUUUAACAAAUAUCUCAAGUCGAGCUGCAAUAACUUUAACGGAAUCGGCUGUUCGUCGUGUUAAAGAACUUUUAAAUGCUAAACCUGAUUCAAUAGCUCUUCGUAUUGGUGUUCGACAACGUGGUUGUAAUGGUUUAUCUUAUACACUUGAUUAUGCAAAAGAAAAAAAGAAAAUGGAUGAAGAAGUUACUCAAGAUGGAGUCAAAUUAUUAAUUGAUCCCAAAGCACAAUUAUCAUUAUUAGGAACUGAAAUGGAUUUUGUACAGGAUAACCUUGCAAGUGAAUUUAUAUUUAAUAAUCCUAAUAUAAAAGGAACUUGUGGUUGUGGAGAAUCAUUCAAUGUGUAA